Messenger RNA from Emericellopsis cladophorae, 1416 nucleotides. Its product is annotated as GNS1/SUR4 membrane protein. Gene Ontology annotation, cellular component: endoplasmic reticulum membrane. Gene Ontology annotation, molecular function: fatty acid elongase activity. Gene Ontology annotation, biological process: very long-chain fatty acid biosynthetic process; fatty acid elongation, monounsaturated fatty acid; sphingolipid biosynthetic process. Bases 1 to 1416 code for a protein of 471 amino acids. The transcript has a single exon. The record is from RefSeq and is a predicted model, not a curated record. NCBI's taxonomy places the organism in Eukaryota, Fungi, Ascomycota, Sordariomycetes, Hypocreales, Bionectriaceae.
AUGUCCGACACGUUGAGCUUGCUGGCCACCAUGCCAGAGCCAGCGCUCUUUGCCUUUCCACCAACCGGCCAUGCGGCGCCUGUGCCUCCCCCAGCCGCGCCCAACUCAAUCCUGCACCCGCUCAAUAUCCCGGACACCUGGUUCACGGCUGCGCUUGACGCCAAGGUCCCCAUCACCAUUGCAGCCACCUACGCCGUCACCGUCAAGCUCCUCAACUACUACAACAAGUCGCGUGGGAACAAGGCCUGGGCCGUCUCCAAGACCGGCGCCUUCAAGGUCCUCGUCAUCCUCCACAAUGUCUUCCUCGCCGUCUACUCGGCCUGGACCUUUGUCGGCAUGCUAGGCGGCAUGCGCCGCAGCAUCGUCAGCCCCAUGGCCUCUACUGGCCUCGCUGGCACCGCCGACUCCUUCUGCCGCGUCUUCGGCGCCCCGGGGCUCGGCAACUCCAUCUACCACGACGACACCACCGGCGCCUGGGCUACCCUGGCCGCCGACGGCGGCGCGUUCGACAACGGCAUGCCCUCGCGCGCCCAGGGCGGCCGUCUCUGGAACGAGGGCCUCGCCUACUACGGCUGGAUCUUCUACCUCAGCAAGUUCUACGAGGUCAUUGACACCCUUAUCAUCCUCGCCAAGGGCAAGCCCAGCUCCACGCUCCAGACGUACCACCACGCCGGUGCCAUGCUCUGCAUGUGGGCGGGCAUCCGCUUCAUGUCCUCGCCCAUCUGGGUCUUUGUCCUCGUCAACUCCUUCAUCCACUCGCUCAUGUACACCUACUACACCGUCACCGCCUUCCACAUCAAGGUCCCCGUCGCCAUCAAGCGCUCCCUCACCACCAUGCAGAUCACCCAGUUCCUCCUCGGCGGCUCCUACACCAUGCUCCACUCCUUCAUCUCCUACGUCGUCCCCAUGACCACGGUCAACGAGGUCUCCGUCCCCGUCGACGCCCCCUCCGCACCGGCCACCGACGCAGGCGCCCUCGACGCGAUCAGGAACCUCGUCUUUGGCAACGCUGCUGGCCACGUCAAGACCGUCCCCAACGGCUCCAUCGUCGAGUCGACCCUCAGCGCCCAGACCGUCCACGUCAACCAGCCCUGCAUUAUGAGCGCUGGUGAGACGUUUGCCAUCUGGCUCAACGUGCUCUACCUCGCGCCCCUCACCUACCUCUUUAUGAGCUUCUUCAUCGCCAGCUACCUCAAGCGCAGCAACGCCGCCCAGAAGACCAACAAGAUGAACGGCAAGGGCUCCAGCCUGGCCUCGCGCAGGCUCAGUAACGAGGUCACGCUCGCCGAGAAGGCCGGAUGGGACGCCGCCAAGGGUGUGCAGAAGGAGGUCUACGGCGCCAACGGGAGCGCCAUCUCCGACGACGACACUCCCAAGAAGGGCAAGGCCGGCAAGGGCUCCAAUAGGAGGGCAUAG